This is a messenger RNA of Angiostrongylus costaricensis, 708 nucleotides long. NCBI's taxonomy places the organism in Eukaryota, Metazoa, Nematoda, Chromadorea, Rhabditida, Metastrongylidae. The record is from the annotation of a GenBank genome assembly.
UUGGAAGAAACAUUUUCCUAUUCAGAUGGGCACAUUUGGUUGUAUGAGUCGUCUCGUGGUUGCGCCAAUCACUUUGCCUCUGGAGCAUCAUACCUGGUUACGUUUUUCAAUCGAAUUCAACGUCUUCUCGAAGUAGGUGUUCGGCCCGUCGUUGUAUUCGACAAGAUUACAGCUGAUUUUCAUAGUAGAGUUCUUCAUAUUGCAUAUGUGAUAUCAUCCCUAGCAACUCACCAACUUUUGAAUCAUAUGGGUGUUCCUGUUAUUAUGGGUGGUUCAGACGGUGAAGCACAGUGUGCCGAGUUAGAGAGAGCAGGUCUAGUCGAUGGCUGUAUCACUUCUGACUUUGAUUUCUUUUUGUAUGGCGGGAGAAAUCUUUACAAGAAUCCCACAUCUCUUGUCUUUCCAUUCCACUCAGGUUUAACAAGGAAUCGGCUUGUUGCAUUAGCACUUUUACUUGGUUGCGAUUAUUUGCAAGGAGGUGUGAAUCGUGUUGGAAUUGUCACGGCAAGGGAAAUAAUUUCGGAGUUCUCAAUCAAUGACGACGACCAUGCGCUGACGAUCCUGGAUCGAUUCGGGAGUUAUUUUCGUGGAGAAAUUCCUUCGCGUGUGAGUGAUAGCAAUGUCAAAAAGAAGUUACGAAAGGCGAAGAUCGUACUUCCGGAAGGCUUCCCAAAUGCUGACAUUUUCAUGUGGGUUUUCGACACCUAA